Molecule: messenger RNA, 1761 nt
Organism: Pestalotiopsis fici W106-1
Lineage: Eukaryota; Fungi; Ascomycota; Sordariomycetes; Amphisphaeriales; Sporocadaceae
Exons: 4
Coding region: 1-1761 (586 amino acids)
Biological process (GO): regulation of transcription by RNA polymerase II
Source: RefSeq, a predicted model, not a curated record
AUGGCGUCCGGAACAGACAUCAUCACUUUGGAUAAUUUCCAGGCUAGAAUGCCGAAAUGGGAACCUCAACUCGCCAGCCACCUCUAUGCCUUGGUAGAUAUGGGAAGUAACGGUAUACGAUUCUCCGUGUCUGACCUAUCACCACCGCACGCACGCCUUUUGAAAUGCUUGUAUCGCGAGCGUGCUGCCAUCUCUCUGUUUGAUGCACUCAACUCAUCAUCAUCAUCAUCAUCCGGUGGAGCUCUACUCUUCCCGGCAGAGACAAUCAGCCAGGUUUCGAAUACUCUAGCCCGCUUCAAAUCCAUUGCACUUGGAUAUGGUGUACCGCCAGAGAAUAUUUCCAUCUUUGCAACGGAAGCGAUGCGAAAGGCUGAAAAUGCUGGCACCAUGCUAGAUGCCAUCUUUAAAGCAUCCGGACUUGGAGUACAGAUACUUGCUCCCGAGGUCGAGACCCUCUUUGGAGCCAUGGGAGCUCGAAGCAGCUUCUCUGAAGUUAAUGGCCUGUUCCUGGAUCUCGGCGGUGGCUCUGUUCAAAUGUCUUACAUGAACUCAGCCAUGGAAGGCUAUGAGACUCUCGCAUCUCAGACUGGCAAGAGUCUCCCUUUUGGUGCCGCGAGGCUAAUCAAAAUCCUCGGUGGUGACGCAAAUGUGCAAGCGACGGCAAAGAACGAACUCGAGUCCGGCCUAGAGGUCGCUUUUUCCAAGCUGAAGCAGCAAUUUGCUGAACUCAGAACGCUUUGCGAGAGUCCAAAUCUCGGCGGGAUCGAUGUCUACCUCUGUGGUGGAGGCUUCCGUGGCUACGGCAGCAUGUUGAUGCAUAAUGAUCCUAUUCAGCCUUACCCGAUCCCAGCCAUUGGAUCCUAUACUGUAUCAGGGCAAUUCUUCAAGGAAACCACUGCUAUGCGCCUUGUGAAUGAGGAAUAUGAAGGCAAAAUCUAUGGUAUGUCAACUCGGCGACGCCAGCAAUUUCCUGCCAUCACUACAGUAGUCGAUGCAUUGAUUACUGCUGUGCCAAAUAUCCGUACUGUGACAUUCUGUGCCGGUGGUAACAGAGAAGGAGCUUUACUUAUGAAGCUACCGCGGAACAUCAGGGAAACGAAACCACUCACUCUCCUCCAUCAGCCAGACGAUGAGACAAAAGACGAUGUCAUGUCAUCUGUCAUCACGACCAUUCUUUCCGCUGCACCUACAGGUUUCGACUUUUCAAAGAUCACCACAGUCUUCACCUUGGGGCUUGGGCGACUCUUUGUAGGCAAAAUUUGGUCUCACCUCGGCGAGCCCAGCGAGGCCAAUGCAGCAUAUGAGCUUCAUCGCACUGUCACCCGCGAUCCGAGCACGCCAGGAUUGACUCAUCUCGCCAGGGCUGUUCUCGGUCUGACUACUUGUGCUCGAUGGGGCUCCACUCUAGGUCCGAUUGACCAGCAACUGCACAUUGGACUCCGGAAGCUUGCUGCACACGACUCACCCGAGGCAAACUUUUGGGCUGAUUAUUUUGGUGUUGUGGCCUCGGUCCUGACCACUGUAUGCCCUGCCGAACCCAAAGCGAUAGACGAACUCGACAAGCUCAUCAGAUUUUCCGCCAAAAUCGUCGAUGGCAAGAAGAAACCUCAGAUAGAGUUGACGAUUUUUGUUGCCGACCAGAUAGCCGACUUGCUCGAGCGAAACGAGAUUGGCGAAGCAUUCAAAAGCGUCGCAAAACACAAGAAAGAGCCAUGGACGGUCGGAAGAAAGGUCAAAGCGACCGUUGUGAGAAUGUCGUGA